This is a messenger RNA of Geodia barretti, 885 nucleotides long. The record is from the annotation of a GenBank genome assembly. NCBI's taxonomy places the organism in Eukaryota, Metazoa, Porifera, Demospongiae, Tetractinellida, Geodiidae.
AUGGCAGGGCGUGAAGCCCUCCGCAGAGCUGGAGGCUCAAUGGCGAUACGAAUAGUCACCGACAGCGUGUCGGACCUGCCACCGGCGUUGGCACAAGCCAACGACAUCACCGUCAUUCCCUGCUAUGUGAUCAUUGGCAGCGAGACCUACAAGGAUGGCGUAGAGAUUACUCCCGAGCGUUUCUACUCGCGCCUACCCACUCUCUCGCGCCUGCCAUCAACAUCACAGCCGACAAUCGCCGACUUCCAAGAGGUGUACCAGCGGCUUCUAGACCAGGGACACCAGAUUGUAUCGAUCCACGUCAGCGCCAAGCUGAGUGGCACGCUGAACUCCGCGGCACAGGCCAAGGCAGCGCUGGGCGACUCGUCAGACAUCGAAAUAGUGGACUCACAGAUGGCAUCGGCCCCCAUGGCGCUGGUAGUGCUGGACGCCGCCCGGAUGGCGCGGGAGACAUCCGAUUUUCGCGAGGUGGCCCGCCGGGUGCGGGGGUCGCUCGUGAGGAAUCAUGGCUUUGUCAUGGUCGAUACCCUGGAGUACCUGCAGAAGGGCGGGCGGAUCGGCAAAGCGCAGGCAUUUCUGGGCGGAAUGCUGAAGGUCAAGCCAAUCCUGACGAUCCGGGACGGCGAGGUUCAUCCUCUAGAGCGUCCCCGGAGCCUGGAACGGGCGAAGAACCGGCUCAUCGAGAUGGCAAGGGAGCUGGCCCCGAUCCGGCAAAUCAACAUCAGCUACAGCACCGAUCGCGUCCAGGCCCUUGGUCUGCGGGCGGAACUUGCGGAACUGGUGGGGCCUGAGCACCUCGUCGAGUCGCGUUUCGGGCCGGUGCUCGGGGCCUACGUCGGGCCCAAUGCGCUGGGCGUUGCCGUCACCCAGGGCAGCGACGAUUAA